Molecule: messenger RNA, 807 nt
Organism: Penicillium taxi
Lineage: Eukaryota; Fungi; Ascomycota; Eurotiomycetes; Eurotiales; Aspergillaceae
Product: Fig1 domain-containing protein
Exons: 4
Coding region: 1-807 (268 amino acids)
Biological process (GO): conjugation with cellular fusion
Cellular component (GO): membrane; mating projection tip
Source: RefSeq, a predicted model, not a curated record
AUGCCUACAAAUUUCUCAGCAGGGUGGGCCCGAUUCAUUCCUAUGAUCGGAUACCACCACGUGCUGAUGAUCAUUAUCGCAGUCGCAAUCAUUUUGCUCUCACUGCUUUUGGCCGGAUGCUCUUCAUCGUCUCCACAAAUCCCUAGCAUCUUCUUAAUCUCGCUCUACUACAAAAGCUACGCACCCAACUUCGAUUUGUCACAGGUUGACCCAAGUGUCGUGUCCCCCAUAGCAACCAUUGUCGGUAAUGCCGAGCUAGAGGUGCGUGUUGGAUACUUUGGUAUCUGUGUUCAGCCUGACAACGGAGCGUUCAUUUGUAACAACAAUGCCACUGCAUUGGCUGAAGUUGUGAAUGCCGAUCAAGAUCCACUUAAUCUGAUUUGGAUCGCAUCGACAUUCAAGGACGCAGUUGUGUUCCCGUAUCUCCUCAUUGUGGCCGUUAUUCUCGCUUUCUUCUGCUUUAUCCUCCUCGCGACAUUCCCCGGCUGGCACGAGGAACGUGACGACAGCGGUUCGGACGUUGAAGUUAAGCCGUUUCCCUCGCGACCUGUCUCCCAAGCUGCACUUGCUCUCAUCUUCGUGUCUUCGGUGUUUGUUCUAGUCUCUGUAUUAUGGCAGCACACGGCUUCAGUCGCAGCAACCACAAUCGCUCAAGAUAUGGGCAAUGGCAGCGUCAAGAGCGGGGUUGGCACUUCAGCCAUGGUGUUAGGUUGGUUUGGCUUUGUCCUUUUAGUCUGUGUGACAAUCGGUCUACUCGUCAUGAUCCUCAGCAUCCGUAUGAUGAGGAAAUUAACAGAUGAAGAGUAA